Molecule: messenger RNA, 2487 nt
Organism: Trichomycterus rosablanca
Lineage: Eukaryota; Metazoa; Chordata; Actinopteri; Siluriformes; Trichomycteridae
Gene: tnfrsf19
Product: tumor necrosis factor receptor superfamily, member 19
Exons: 9
Coding region: 1-1134 (377 amino acids)
Biological process (GO): positive regulation of canonical NF-kappaB signal transduction; positive regulation of JNK cascade
Cellular component (GO): plasma membrane
Molecular function (GO): protein binding; signaling receptor activity
Source: RefSeq, a predicted model, not a curated record
AUGGCUCCAGUAUCUUGGCUCACAUGGUAUUCUUUACUGAAGAUACUUUUCCUGCACACGUUACUGGUUGCUAUUAUGGCUGAGGAGAGAAGAGAAUGCAGAGAGCAGGAAUAUAAGGACAAGUUUGGAAACUGCAUCGCUUGCAGGCAGUGUGAUGCUGGACAAGAACUAUCAAAGGAAUGUGGCUUUGGCUAUGGAGAGGAUGCCUAUUGUGUGCCCUGCAGAGCCAGUCGCUUCAAAGAGGACCAAAGCCUGCAGAAGUGUAAGCCCUGCCUCGACUGUACCCUACUCAACCGCUUCCAGAAAGUCAACUGUUCCAGCACCAGCAACGCUGUGUGUGGUGAAUGUCUGCCCGGGUUUUACAGAAAAACCAAGUUAAGUGGUUUUCAAGACAUGGAGUGCAUCCCUUGUGGAGAUCCACCACCGCCAUAUGAGCCGCACUGCAGUGGGCGUGUGAAUCUGGUACCAAUCCCCUCCACAGUGACCAGCCCGAGAGACAUGGCUCUUGCUGCAGUGAUCUGUAGCGCCCUGGCAACUGUCCUGCUUGCACUUUUCAUCCUGUGUGUUAUCUACUGCAAAAGGCAACUGCUGGAAAAGAAGCCUGAAUCUCUCAGAUCUCAGGAUGGUCCCUUCACUGGUUCUGAGCUGUCCUGUCUGGAUCAACGACCUGUCCUGGAGUUUCAGCGGCCCUGCUGCCAUUGUCAGCACAUCCCAGGGCAAACUUGUGCUCCUGUGCACCUAAUUCCAUCUCGGUUCUGUGACGACACAUGUAGUCGGGGACAUGGACACAAAACCAGCCCAUUUCAGUCUCAGUUCAGUCUUAAUGAAAGACCUGUGGCUGAGUCCGCAUGGAGUAGUAGUUGUGAUUUGGGACAUCCUGCUGAGCCUCUUCCUGUGGAGUUCUCAGAGGUGUUACCUCUCAUGGAGAGUCCUGUGGAACAGAGACGCUUCGGAUCGCAACCCUGCAACUCCUGCUCCGAGGAAGACGAUGACAGAAAGUUGGACAAAGAAGAGCCUAACUUUGGUCUCCAGCAAGCUCACUGCAGAGACUCUGCAGAAACUUUACAGGAUAUGGGCAACAUGUCAGAUACCUUGCUACGGCCACACCAACACGUCUCUACAAUAGAAGGAUGACCUGGGUCCUAUCUCACUCUUGGAGACCGUUAUCUUGAAGACCUGCUGUGGAUUUGAAAAGCGCUGAGAACGAUGUCAGCUCAGAUUAAAAGGCCACACGCAUGCUAAAACCAGGUGACGUGCUGUAUCUCUCCAGCGACCUGCAGCCCACCGUUAUCCACCUCAAAAUCAGUCCAGACUCACGUCACACCCACGACCCAUAAAGUACAAUCCUUAAACAGACUGAGAAAUACAAACAAACAAAAACUUGAGCAACACCACGUUGGACUGGAAGUCACCUGUUUAUAGUGUUAGGUUCAGUGCUGCCACUGAACAGGAUUUGGUUUCACAAACUGGACAUGGACCUUGUGAAAUUAACAGAAGCACUGCAGUUGUUCACAUUUUUAUUUGAAAACGAGCAUGCUUGCCUCUGAUUUGAAUGCAUUAGAAUGUGUAUUCUGAUGCUAUAUUUGAAGAACAAGUACUAUUUAAAAACAGUGGAUUGUUGAUGCAGUAUGUUUUUUUUUUUUUACACUGCAGAAACUGUUCAUGCAGUAUGUGUAAUUUUCUUGACUGUUUUGUAGAUACUUUACUGUAGGAUAGAGAAGGACAGUAUUUUUGUAAUAUAGCUAGUCUGUGAUCAUUCACUUUACUACUGUAACUGAUGAAGAGCACUUUGGAGCAUUCUUUGGUUAUAAAUAAAAAAUAACACCAGCAAUCCAGACACUCACACAUGCACAUUUAAAUAAUUAUUUAAUCUACCAGUCAUGUGGAAGCAGCAAGGAGCCUCAAACCAAUCAUCAUAUCAUGUCAGACUGUGAGAAAAACAUGAUCUCUGUGACUUUGUUAUGGUUGGUGCCAGACAGGCUGGUUUGAAUAUUUCAGAAAUGGCAAAAACAAACCCAAAACAGUAAGCAGCGUUUUUUUUUUUAACAAGCUGGUUUAAGCUGAUAGAAAGACAAAUUGACUACACUAAAUGAGGGAGAAAAAGGGGAGAAAAUGCAUAAAUAAAUAGAAAAGACCAACACAGCCGCCCAUGGUGAAGAGAAAUGGAAAAGAGAUCGACAAGAAGUCUCAUGAAACUUGACAGGACAGUUCACAAUCUUAGUAUGACAGCAGUAUUGAACACGGAGAGCUGGCCGUCUCUCUGAGAGAAUCCGACACAGAGAAUUAAACAAACCUAUUAAACAAUUAUGUAGCUUUUUAGCUUAUAACAUAUUUACUUUGCUUUAGGCUUUACUUUGUCAUUUAGGUUUUUUGGCCAUUCGUUGCUGGGUUUUAAUCAUAAUUUCAUGAUAAAAUUAUGGCACCGUUGGUACUGACAGAUUCAACCCUGAAAUAAAACAGAAGUAUGUAUUAAUAAUAAUAAACAAG